Molecule: messenger RNA, 3148 nt
Organism: Selaginella moellendorffii
Lineage: Eukaryota; Viridiplantae; Streptophyta; Lycopodiopsida; Selaginellales; Selaginellaceae
Product: probable copper-transporting ATPase HMA5
Exons: 6
Coding region: 66-3101 (1011 amino acids)
Biological process (GO): monoatomic cation transport
Cellular component (GO): membrane
Molecular function (GO): copper ion binding; ATPase-coupled monoatomic cation transmembrane transporter activity; ATP binding
Source: RefSeq, a predicted model, not a curated record
UCAAACCCAAGCUCCCGGCGCAUUGCGAAGGCGCGCAUUGUCUUCAAUCUUGGAGCUCCUAGGGUAUGGUGGAAAUCCCCAGGAGUCUAGGAUUUCGUCCUGAAAUUUCAUCUUCGAUGUCCAGAUCGAUCAAUCCAGUGGCGCGGCCGGCAAUGUCGAGCUGCGGCAUCUACAUGGUUUUACCCAAGGAUCGCGAUGAGUCCUCGCUUUCGGAAUCCCUGCUCGCUCGCUAUCCGUCCAUGCCGAGGUAUCCUCCCUCUCCGCCCAGGCGGGACAUCGACGCCGCGCAAACCCAGAGCGUGUCCUUCAAGGUAACUGGCAUGGAAUGCACUGCCUGUGCCGGAUCUAUCGAGAAGGCCCUCAAGAGGCUCCCGGGCAUCAAAGAAGCGGCUGUGGCAGUGAUCCAAGAGAAGGCCCAGGUCGUCUUUCAUCCAGCGUUUGUUCAAGUAGAGACUAUCCGCGAAGCCAUUGUUGACGCUGGAUUCGACGCGACCGUCUUGAAAGAUUCUAUCGAGCAGUCGCGCAACUCAGUGUGCCGGAUCCGGGUGAGAGGUAUGACUUGCACGUCGUGCUCGGGUGCCAUUGAGGCGGCGCUCAGGAAAAUCCCAGGGGUGGUGAGUGCGGUGGUGGCCCUUGCGACCGAGCAAGCCGAAAUCUUUCACGACGCCAGCGUGGUUAGCUACUCGAAACUCAUCGAAGCCGUGGAGGAGGCUGGCUUCGUGGCCGAGCUGGUGAGCGCUGGAGAGGAAAGAAACAAGGUCCAUUUGCAGCUGGAAGGUGUGCAUUCACGGGAAGGCUUUAGAAACAUCGUUACCUCGCUGGAGGCUCUGGCUGGGGUGACGGAGGUGGAGCUUUUUCUCAAGGAGGAAAGGCUGGUGGUUUCUUACGAUCCCGACUUAACAGGCCCGCGAUGCUUCAUAGAGAUUAUCGAGCAGACAGGACCGGCGAAUGUAUACAAGGCGAGUUUGGCUAUGGGAGCAGACCGUCGAGCAGAUAUGAAGAGCGAGAUCAAGCACUAUUGGAAUCUCUUCUUAUGGAGCAUUGUCUUCACGGUUCCGGUGUUCUUCCUGGGGAUGGUGUUUAUGUACACUCCGGGCACGAUGAAGAGAUACGUCGGGUGGAAGGUGAUCAACAUGCUCACCGUCGGGCAGAUACUGAGAUGGAGUUUGUCUACGCCUGUCCAGUUCGUCAUCGGGUGGCGGUUCUACGUUGGGGCUUACAAUGCUCUACGCCAUGGUUCGGCCAACAUGGACGUUCUCAUAGCUCUCGGGACGAAUGCUGCGUACUUCUACUCCGUCUACUCCGCUUUAAGAUCUGCGACGUCUGACUCGUUUGAAGGGACGGACUUUUUCGAGACGAGUUCUAUGCUCAUAUCGUUUAUUCUUCUGGGGAAGUUCCUGGAGGUUCUGGCCAAAGGGAAAACGUCUGAAGCCAUCGCGAAGCUUAUGAAUCUCACGCCUGAUACGGCCAUUCUCCUGACGCUGGACGAGAAGGGAAACGUUACUUUCGAGCGAGAAAUCAUUACGCAGCUCGUACAACGGAACGACGUCGUCAAAGUUUUGCCUGGCUCCAAAGUGCCAACUGAUGGAGAGGUGAUUUGGGGACAGAGUCAUGUGAACGAGAGCAUGAUCACUGGUGAAGCCCGGCCGGUCGCAAAACGAAGUGGUGACAAAGUCAUUGGUGGGACUAUGAACGAAAACGGAGUGUUACAUGUCCGCGCAACGCAUGUUGGAUCUGAGACGGCUCUUGCGCAGAUAGUUAGGCUGGUGGAAGCGGCACAGAUGGCUAAAGCUCCCGUUCAAAAGUUUGCUGACCGUAUAUCUCAAUACUUCGUUCCCAUGGUUGUUGGCGCAUCAGUUCUCACAUGGAGCUUCUGGUUCUGUGCUGGGAAAGCUAGCUGGUAUCCCAAGUCUUGGAUCCCACCGAGCAUGGAUGAAUUUGAGCUAGCACUUCAGUUUGGUAUUGCUGUGCUUGUCAUUGCUUGUCCUUGCGCCUUGGGGCUGGCCACGCCUACUGCUGUCAUGGUUUCAACUGGAAAAGGAGCCACGCAAGGCGUCCUUAUCAAAGGUGGUGCUGCUUUGGAGACAGCACGCAAGGUUGACUGCAUUGUGUUUGACAAAACGGGUACUCUCACGAAAGGAGAGCCGAGUGUUGUUAACACGAAGCUAUUUCGGUACAUUGCUCUGAAGGUCUUCUUCAGCAUUGUUGCUAGUGUGGAGGCCAACAGCGAGCAUCCUCUGGCCAAGGCAAUAGUUGAAUUCGCAAAAGGUCUGAGACUUCAAGAACCACUCGAGCAGCACCAAGUACAGGACUUUAGAGCUGUUCCUGGUCAGGGAGUUCAAGCAGUGGUGACCGGAAAACGAGUUUUGGUGGGGAACUACAAGCUCAUAUCGGAGAACGGCAUUUCACUUCCUCCGCAAGCCUCAGAGCAGCUCCAAGACGUUGAGGUGCUGGCCAGGACCGCCGUGCUGGUUGCGAUCGACGGAGAACUCACGGGCCUUAUCUCGGUCGCAGACCCGAUGAAACCAGAGGCACCGGCCGUGAUCUCCACGCUCAAGCUGAUGAACAUCAAGAGCGUCAUAGUGACUGGAGAUAACCGAGGCACAGCUCUCGCCGUUGCUAGAGAAGUUGGCAUCCAGCCGAAAGACGUCAUCGCCGAGGCCGAUCCCAAAGCAAAGGCUGACAGAGUGAAGGAGUUGCAAAGCGCGGGCAUGGUGGUCGCGAUGGUCGGAGAUGGUAUCAACGAUUCCCCGGCUCUGGUUGCCGCGGACGUUGGAGUGGCCAUCGGUGCCGGCACCGACAUAGCGAUUGAGGCGGCGGACAUUGUCCUCAUGAAGAGCCACCUGGAAGACGUGGUCACCGCCAUCGACUUGUCCAGGAAAACGUUCUCGAGGAUUCGUCUUAACUACGUGUGGGCUCUGGGAUACAACGUCCUGGGAAUUCCAAUCGCGGCCGGGGUGCUCUAUCCUUGCUCGAGAUUCCGGCUUCCACCAUGGAUCGCCGGUGCCGCUAUGGCCGCCUCGUCCGUGAGCGUGGUUUGCUCCUCGCUGCUACUCAAGUAUUACAAGCGACCAAAGAAACUGGAGCUCAUCGUCCACUAGCGAUAAUAAUAAUCUCGAAUAUUCCAAACAAUUCGAAGUAUCUUAAA